GCAAGGGGCCGUGGGGAGGGGGAGGGGGAGAGAGAGAGAGAGAGAGAGAGAGAGAGAGACAUGGCUCUGCGGCUCUGGGCUCUUUCCGCAUCCAUUUCCAUCGCUCUUGUGCUCUCCUCCGCUUCGGCCUUGACUCCUGAUGGCGAGGCACUGCUGGAGCUAAAGGCGGCGUUCAAUGACACGAAGCGGAUGCUACGGAGCUGGAGACGGGCCGAUCCAAACCCCUGCGGUUGGACCGGCAUCACCUGCCAUUUCCCCGACCUCAGAGUCCGGUCCAUAAAUCUACCUUAUAUGCAACUCGGAGGCAUCAUCUCUCCCAGCAUCGGCAAGCUCCAGAGGCUCCAGAGACUGGCUCUCCAUCAGAAUAGCUUGCACGGACCUAUUCCGGCUGAGAUCAGGAACUGCACCGAACUAAGAGCACUGUAUCUGAGAGCUAAUUACCUACAAGGCAGUAUUCCUCCCGAGAUUGGAGACCUUACUGAUCUCACUAUCUUGGAUUUGUCGAGCAACUUGCUGAGGGGAACAAUACCUCCCUCAAUCGGAAGUCUCGCUCAUCUGCGUUUUCUAAACUUAUCCACCAACUUCUUUUCUGGCGAAAUCCCAAAUGUUGGAAUACUUGGCACUUUCAGGAAUACCUCAUUUGUUGGAAACCUAGAGCUAUGUGGCUUGCCAAUCCAGAAACUGUGUCAUGGUUCAAUGGGCUUUCCGGUGGUGCUACCGCACCCAGAUUCUUUUGCAUCACCAGGAAUUCCACCAGUUUCCACAAAAAGAACAACACAUUUUCUCAAUGGUAUUAUAAUUGGUGCAAUGUCUACAAUGGCCCUGGCAUUAGUUGCAGUCCUUGGUUUCCUUUGGAUCUGUUUAUUGUCGAGAAAGAGAAAGGUAGGAGGCAAGUAUAUAAAAGUGGAUAAGCAAUUUGCCCAAGAUGUUGGCACCAAACUUAUCACUUUUCGUGGAAACCUUCCAUAUUCAUCCGGGGAGAUCAUCAAAAAGCUGGAGCUACUUGAUGAAGAGGAUAUUGUUGGAUCAGGUGGAUUUGGUACUGUCUACAAGAUGGUGAUGGAUGAUAAUAAUGUAUAUGCUGUCAAGAGGAUUGAUCGGAACUGUGAUGGAUCUGAUCAGAUUUUUGAGAGGGAGCUCGAGAUUCUGGGCAGCGUUAAACACAUCAACCUUGUCAAUCUGCGAGGCUACUGUAGGCUUCCCUCAGCCAAACUCCUGAUAUAUGAUUACUUGACCUUAAGCAGCUUAGACCGCUACCUGCAUGAGCAUGGGCAAGAUGAGCAACCCUUGAACUGGAAUGCACGCAUGAAAAUUGCCCUUGGCUCUGCUAGAGGACUGGCAUACUUGCACCAUGAUUGCUCUCCUGGAAUAGUGCAUAGGGACAUAAAAUCCAGCAACAUUCUACUUGAUAGAAGCCUGGAGCCUCAUGUGUCGGAUUUUGGUGUAGCCAAACUUCUUGUAGAUGAUGAUGCACACGUUACAACAGUUGUAGCUGGUACUUUUGGCUAUCUGGCACCAGAAUACCUGCUUAAGGGGCAUGCAACAGAGAAAUCAGAUGUUUAUAGCUUUGGUGUGCUCUUGUUAGAGUUGGUCACCGGAAAGAGGCCUACAGAUCCAUCCUUUGUCAAAAGGGGCCUGAAUGUUGUUGGCUGGCUAAACACAUUAACAGGAGAGCAUCGAUUAGAAGAGAUUGUUGACAAGAAGUUUGGUUACGUGGAUGUUGAAGCAGUCGAAGCAAUUCUCGAUAUAGCUGCAAUGUGCACAGAUGGGAAUCCUGAUGAUCGCCCUUCUAUGAAUGGGGUAUUAAAAAUGCUGGAGGAAGAGAUCAUGUCACCCUGCCUGAGUGAUUUCUAUGAGCCUCACUUGGACAUUUAAGCUGAUUCUUCAAAGUUGUGGAGCCGGGUUCUGUAGAUAUACACCACUUGUGAAUUAGGGCUAUUUCGACCCUUCCCACCUAGGGAGUUUGGUAUUUGGUAAUGUGUUUCUUACCAGAACUGUGGUUUGAGUGCAUGUAUAGAUGAGAGAUUGUAGUAGUCUUCAUGCCUGCUUUCAUUGCAGACCAGUUCAGUUUAUUAAUGUUGGGCCUGAUGAAAAAGAAUGGUUUUUUGGUAAGAAGAAA
This is a messenger RNA of Phoenix dactylifera (date palm), 2119 nucleotides long. RefSeq names its product LRR receptor-like serine/threonine-protein kinase FEI 1. The record is from RefSeq and is a predicted model, not a curated record. NCBI's taxonomy places the organism in Eukaryota, Viridiplantae, Streptophyta, Magnoliopsida, Arecales, Arecaceae. Gene Ontology annotation, molecular function: ATP binding; protein kinase activity; protein binding. Gene Ontology annotation, biological process: protein phosphorylation.